GCAAGGCCCUGCAGCCAUUCCCAGUGCCAUGGUGAGGAACGUGGACGACUUUGACUUCUGCCUGCCUUCGCACGCCCAGAGUGUGCUGGAGGGGCUGCAGCAGCUGCGCACCAACCCCAAACUGGCGGAUGUGAUGCUGGUGGCGGGCAGACGGGAAUUCCCCUGCCACCGUGGUGUCCUGGCACUCUGCAGCCACUACUUCCAUGCCAUGUUCUCCGGAGACUUCACCGAGAGCAUUGCAGCACGGGUGGAGCUGAAGGAGGUAGACCCCAGCGCACUGGAGAUCCUGCUCGACUUCGCCUACACAGGGAAGGUCACCAUCAACCAGGGCAAUGUGGAGGGGCUGAUGCGGACCUCCAGCCAGCUCCACUUCCCCACUAUCCAGAAGGUUUGCAGCCGCUACCUCCGGCAGCAGAUGGAUGCCACCAACUGUCUAGGUAUCUGCGAGUUCGGUGAGAGCCAUGGCUGCCCUGAGGUCUCCUCCAAGGCCUGGUCUUUCUUGCAGGAGAAUUUUGAAGCCGUCUCUCAGCAGGAGGAGUUCCUCCAGCUCUCCAAGGAGAGGUUGGCCAUCUACCUCUCCAACGACCAGCUGCAGGUGCAGGAGGAGCAGAGCCUGGCCGAGGCUGUGCUGCGCUGGGUACGCCACAACCCAGGGCCACGAGCCCAGUUCCUGCCUGAGCUACUGGAGUUGGCCCGCCUUGUCUCACUGCCUGACCAGUACCUGCAGAACCUGCUUGCCACUGAGCCCCUCAUCCGUGACUCGGAUGCCAGCAAGGCUCUUGUUACCCGAUCCUGUGCCAUGGUGGGUCCCCCCUGCCCCAAAUCCCACCCCGCAAGAGAGCGGGGAGACUCAACUUGGAGCCUGACGGCCCUGCCCCGGCUUCUCCAUCAGGGGCAGAGUGAUGCCGGUGCCCAGAAGAACCCCCCGACCCCACCGCAGAAGCGGCGAUGGAUGGCUCUGCCUGACUUCCCCGACUACAACAAAUGGGGCUUUUCCGUGGUGGCUCUGAACAACGGUGUGUACGUCACAGGCGGCUCCCGGGGGUCCCAGAACGACACGUGGUCAACAACUCAGGCCUGGUGCUUCUGCCUCAGGGAUGGCACCUGGAAGCUCAUCGCUUCCAUGCUGAGAGCCCGGACAAACCACACCAGUGCCGUCCUCAAUGGUGAGAUCUACGUGAUUGGGGGAACAACAGUGGACAUGGUGGAGGUGGAACGCUACGAUCCCUACAACAAAAGUUGGUGCGCUAUAAGCCCAGCCCUCAAGUAUGUGAGCAAUUUUGCAGCCACCAGUUGCUUGGGCAAGCUCUACCUGGUGGGCUCCUGUGCCGUCAAGUACAAUGCACUCACCCUGCAGUGCUACAACCCUGUCCAAGAUUUGUGGAGUGUGAUCACAUCCCCCUUCAUCCCCAAGUACCUCUCGGCCCCGCGCUGUGCCACCCUGCAUGGGCUCAUCUACCUCAUCGGGGACAACACCAAGAAGGUCCACGUGUACAACCCAGAGGCAAACAUCUGGCAGAAGGUGCAGCUCCUGCACACACUCCAUGAAAACGGUGGGAUGGUGCCACUUGGGGACCGGCUCUUCGUCACUGGCGGCCACUGGAAGGGGAUGGAUGGGGACUACCAGGUGGAGAUGGAGGUGUAUGACUGCACCAAGGACCUCUGGACAUGGGAGGGCUCCCUGCCCUGCCUCUGGCUCUUCCACAGCUCCUGCUCCAUCUUCAUGGACACCUCCAAGUGGACAGAGGCUUUCCAGGGUGACCAUGGGUGGUAG
Antrostomus carolinensis (chuck-will's-widow) is the source of this 1774-nucleotide messenger RNA. It is a transcript of the gene KLHL30, whose product is annotated as kelch like family member 30. Bases 29 to 1774 code for a protein of 581 amino acids. The transcript has 6 exons. The record is from RefSeq and is a predicted model, not a curated record. Lineage: Eukaryota; Metazoa; Chordata; Aves; Caprimulgiformes; Caprimulgidae. Gene Ontology annotation, molecular function: protein binding.